UAUCAACUGGAGGUGAUUUACUUCCCUCAUGCUAAUUUCCAAAAUAUUUUCUAAUCAUCAUCAUGAUUUAUUACUUGAUCCAGAGGUCAUUUAGAAGUGUUUUUAUUGGGUUUCCAAUUAUUCGGCAUUGGGUUGGGUGGAUUUUCUAGUUAUCUUUCUGUUACUAAUUCUAGGUUAAUUCUUUUAUGGUCAGAGAACAUAUUUAACAUUUUCAAUCACUUGAAAUUGUUGACACUGGCUUUACAGCCCAAUAUCUAUUUUGGAAAAUAUUUCAUGUACAUUUGAAGAUAACGUGUAUUCUGCAAUUAUUGGGUAUAGUGUUUUGUAUAUGUCAUUUACAUCAAGUUGGGUAGCAGUGUUGCUCAAAUCUUUUAUAUUUUUACUGAAUUUUUACCUGUUCUUCAAUUACUGAGAGACUUGGGUUAAGAUUUGCAUCUAUGGUGGUGAAUUUGUCUAUUCCUUCUGGUAGUUCUGUUAUUAGAUGAAUACAAUUUAAGAUUAUUGUAUCUUCCUGUUGAAUCACGUAAUCUAAUAAAAUGCUUCUCUCGUCUCUAUUGAUAUUUCUUGCAUUGGAGUCCAUUUUGUCUGAAGUUAAUACAGAUAUACUGCUUUCUUGUGGUUAGGGCUUGUGUGAUAUAACUUUUUGUAUUCUUUCAUUUUCAAUGUAUUUCUUUUCUUAAAUGUGGAGUGCACUUUCAUUUUUCAACAUAGAAACAUUUGGUUUUUUGCAUCCAAUCUGACAAUCUCUAUCUUUCAUUUGAAGUGUUUAGCCCAUGUACAAUUAAUAUACUUUCUGAUACAAUUAAGUUUAAUUCUCUCUUGUUAUUUGUUCCUUAUUUGUUCCUUGUGACUUUUUUCUUUUUUUGUCUUUUUUUUGAGAUGCAGUCUUACUCUGUCACUCAGGCUUGAGUGCAGUGUCAUGAUCAUAGCUCACUGUAGCCUUGACCUGGGCUCAGGCGAUCGUCCUCCCUCAGUCUCCCAAGUAGCUGGGACUAAAGGCAUGUGCCAUCAUGCUCAGCUAAUGUUCGUAUUUUUUGUAGAAAUGAGGUUUUGCCAUGUUGCCCAGGCUGGUUUGAACUCCUGGGCUCAAGCAAUCUAGCUGCCUCAGCCUCCCAAAAUGCUAGAAUUACAGGCGUGAGCCACCACACCUGGCAUCUUUGUGAUUUUAUAUCUCUUUUUUUUUUGUCUUCUUUUGAAUCAGUCAAGUAGUUUUGAUUCAUUUUUCUCUAUUAGCUUCUUAGUUUUGCCUCUUAUUUUGAUAAUAGUGACCUUAAAGGUGUCAUUAUACAUCCCUGACCUACUACAGUCUACCUUGAGUUACUACUUUUAUCACUUCCCAAACAAUUGAAGAACCAGCGCUACAAUUCCAUGGUUUAACUCCAUCAACUCCUCUUAUCCUUUAUACUAGUGUAACAUCUGUUUGCUUCUAUAUAUAUUAUAAUGGCAGCAAAACACUAGUGUUACUUUCUUUUAAAGAGUCAAAAUGAUUUUAUAUACAUCCCGUAUUUAUUCUUUCUGGUGCUCUUUAUUUUUUCCUUUAGUUCUAUCUCAUUCAACAUUUAAAAAGUUUCCUGUAGUAUUUCUUGUAGUGAUUAUCAACUGAAGGUGAAUUUCUCAGCUUCUAUUUGUUCAAAAAGUCUAUUUUACCCACAUUUGUGAAGGAUACUUUUGCUGGGCAUAUAAUUCCAGGUUGAUUGUGGUUUUUUAAUCUUGGCACUUUAAAGAUGUGCUGCCUCUUGUUUGCUGGCAUCCAUAGCUUCUCUUCAAAAGUAAUUGUCAGUCUUCUUAUUGCUACUUUGAAGCUUAUGUAUUUUUCCCUAGGGCUGCUUUUAUGGUUUCUUCUUUGUCUUUGGUUUUCAGCGGUUGAAGAUGUGCUAGACAUUUCUUUAUAUUCAUUCUGAAAGCGACCUACAAGGUUGCACAUAACCAAGCUCCUAUUAUCCCUAUGGCUUUUGUCUCCCACUCUCCCCUUGCUGUGUUCCAACCACCCUGGCCUUCUUCCAUUCCUUGAACACACAUUGGUCAUGCUCCACCUCAGGACCUUUGCACUGGACAUUUCUUCUGCCUGAGAUAAUCUUCCCCCAAAUAGUUGCAUGACUCACAUUCCUCCUUGAAGUCUUUCCUCAAGAGUCACCUUCUUAAUGAGAUAUUCCAUGACUAUGCUAUAUAAACGACAGCCUGUUCCCCAUCGCCAGCACUGACUGACACGAUUUCCAUAGCACUUUUCAGCUUUUAACAUGCCAGGGACCCCGCGCGGAGCCUGGAGCAGGGGCCAGAGGGACCGGAAACGCCCAUCCAGGUGGUGCUCAGGGUACGUCCCAUGAGCGCGGCCGAGCUGCGUCGAGGACAGCAGAGCGUGCUGCACUGCUCAGGGACCCGGACUCUGCAGGUGAGUCCCCCAGGUGGGGGUCCCGAAGUGGCGUUCCGCUUCGGUGUGGUGCUAGACGGGGCUCGCACGCAGGAGGACGUGUUCCGGGCGUGCGGCGUGCGGCGCCUGGGCGAGCUGGCGUUGCGCGGCUUCUCCUGCACUGUCUUCACCUUUGGCCAGACGGGCUCCGGGAAGACCUACACCCUGACUGGACCCCCUCCCCAGGGGGAGGGGGUGCCAGUACCCCCCAGCCUGGCUGGCAUCAUGCAGAGGACCUUCGCCUGGCUGUUAGACCGUGUGCAGAACCUGGGUGCCCCUGUCACUCUUCGCGCCUCUUAUCUGGAGAUCUACAAUGAGCAGGUUCGGGACUUGCUAAGCCUGGGGUCUCCCCGGCCCCUCCCUGUUCGCUGGAACAAAACUCGGGGCUUCUACGUGGAGCAGCUGCGGGUGGUGGAAUUUGGGAGUCUGGAGGCCCUGAUGGAACUUUUGCAAAUGGGUCUCAGCCGUCGAAGGAGCUCAGCACACACCCUGAACCAGGCCUCCAGCCGAAGCCAUGCCCUGCUCACCCUGUACAUCAGCCGCCAAGCUGCCCAGCAGAUGCCUCCUGUGGAGCCUGGGGAGCCCCCUGUUGGUGGGAAGCUGUGCUUUGUGGACCUGGCAGGCAGCGAGAAGGUAGCAGCCACGGGAUCCCGUGGGGAGCUGAUGCUGGAGGCCAACAGCAUCAACCGAAGCCUGCUGGCCCUGGGUCACUGCAUCUCCCUGCUGCUGGACCCACAGAGGAAGCAGAGCCACAUCCCUUUCCGGGACAGCAAGCUCACCAAGUUGCUGGCGGACUCACUGGGAGGGCGUGGGGUCACCCUCAUGGUGGCCUGCGUGUCCCCCUCAGCCCAGUGCCUUCCUGAGACUCUCAGCACCCUGCGAUAUGCAAGCCGAGCUCAGCGGGUCACCACCCGUCCCCAGGCCCCCAAGUCUUCUGUGGCAAAGCAUCCCCAGCGUUUGGAGACGGAGAUGCAGCAGCUCCAGGAGGAGAACCGUCGCCUGCAGUUCCAGCUGGACCAAUUGGACUGCAAGGCCUCAGGGCUCAGUGGCACCCGGGUAGCCUGGGCCCAGCGGAACCUGUACAGGAUACUACGGGAGUUCAUGCUGGAGAAUGAGAGGCUCAGGAAAGAAAAGAGCCAGCUGCAGAGUAGCCGAGACCUGGCCCAGAAUGAGCAGCGCAUCCUGGCCCAGCAGGUCCAUGAACUAGAGAGGCGCCUCCUCUCUGCCUGCUACCAUCGCCAGCCAGGCCCUGGCCUGGCCCCAUCGUGUCCCUGCUUGAUGGCCCCAGCUCCCAUUUGCCACGCACUGCCACCCCUCUGCUCCUGCCCCUGCUGCCAUGUAUGCCCACUGUGUCAAGUACCCCUGGCCCACUGGGCCUGCCUGCCAAGUGAGCGCCACCUGUCCCAGGUGUUGGGCCCUGAGGCCUCAGGGGGCAGGCCCCCAUCUGCCCGGCCCCCACCCUGGGCACCCCCAUGCAGCCCUGGAUCUGCCAAGUGCCCAAGAGAGAGGAGUCACAGUGACUGGACUCAGAGCCGAGUCCUGGCGGAGAUGGUGACGGAGGAGGAGGUGGUACCUUCUGCCCCGCCCCUGCCUGUGAGGCCCCCGAGCACAUCACCAGGGCUGAGAGGUGGGGCCGGGGUUCCAAACCUGGCCCAGAGACUGGAGGCCCUCAGAGACCAGAUUGGCAGCUCCCUGAGACGUGGCCGCAGCCAGCCACCCUGCAGCGAGGGGGUACGGAGCCCAAGCCAAGUCCUCCCUCCCUGUUGAAGGCCAAGUGGGAACCCAGGAGACUGCUGUGUGACCUCAGACUGGGCUCCACGCUCUUGGGCUUCAAUCUGCUCAUCUGCUGAAUGGAGACAGCAGCUGCUGUUCUACCUGCAGCUGGGCUAGGGGCAGGGGCUGGGGGUGCUAUUUAGGGGAGCAGGGGGAUUCAGGAUGGAGUAUAUGAAUAAAGAGAGGCAUCGGCUCCAA
Molecule: messenger RNA, 4378 nt
Organism: Callithrix jacchus (white-tufted-ear marmoset)
Lineage: Eukaryota; Metazoa; Chordata; Mammalia; Primates; Cebidae
Source: RefSeq, a predicted model, not a curated record